GUGCGCCGGAAGGUUGCUCUUCUUGCCGCAGAGAAGGAGGAUGGGGGCAAAGCGAGCGGGAAGUACAUUUUUAUCCAAAGGUUUCCGGCAGCUUGGAGCACCUUGUUCUCCAUCCCAACCUUUCUUCCAGAGGUGCCCGGAGAGAGCCGGGCGAGCUCAGAAGGCGAUGGAAAGCACGGAGUUGUACGCCAAGGGUGCGUGUGUUUGGGUGCCCGACCCUGAGGCUGUGUGGGUGUCUGCCCAGCUCCUGCAGGACUUCAAGCCAGGAGAUGGACUCCUCCUGCUUAAGCUUGGUGAUGGCAGGGAAGUGCAACAUCCUGUCUCUGUGCCCUCUGAUCUCCCCCCGCUAGGGAACCCUGACAUCCUCGAGGGGGAGAACGACCUCACCUCUCUCAGCUUCCUGCACGAGCCAGCUGUGCUGCACAACCUGCGUGUGCGUUUCCUCGACUACAACAGCAUCUACACUUAUUGCGGAAUUGUGCUGGUGGCUAUCAAUCCGUAUGAGCAGCUGCCCAUCUACGGUGAGGAGGUGGUUGACGCGUACAGCGGGCAGGACAUGGCUGAUAUGGAGCCUCAUAUCUUUUCGGUGGCCGAGGAGGCGUACCGUACUAUGAUCAGGGAGAAGAAGAACCAAUCCAUUAUAAUCAGCGGGGAGUCUGGAUCGGGGAAGACGGUCUCAGCCAAGUUCACCAUGCGCUACUUCGCAGUGGUUGGUGGAGCAUCCCAGCAAACCAGUGUCGAGGAGAGGGUUCUGGCCACCAACCCAAUUAUGGAGGCCAUAGGUAACGCCAAGACAACCCGCAAUGACAAUAGCAGCCGUUUUGGGAAGUACAUCGAAAUAGGAUUCGGGCACCAAGGGAACAUCAUAGGAGCGAACAUGAGGACCUACCUUCUGGAGAAAUCACGCGUUGUCUUCCAGGCCCAAGAGGAGAGGAAUUAUCACAUUUUCUACCAGCUGUGUGCUUCCUGUGACCUGCCAGAAAUGAAGGGCCUUAAACUGGAUGCAGCUGAGCAGUUUCGUUACACUAACCAGGGAGGGAGAACUUGGAUUCCAGGCACAGAAGAUGCUUUGGAGUUGGAACGAGUCCGCAACGCAUUCACCGUCCUGGGUGUGCGCUCUGACCAACAGAUGGAGCUGUUCCAAAUUUUGGCCGCCAUUCUGCACCUAGGGAACGUCAAUAUCCAAGCUAGCGGAAGGGGUGGAGAUCGGAGCUACAUCGACGGCGAGGACCUUUCUCUGCUGCUGUUCUCCAAGCUGCUGGGCGUGGAGCGUGCUCAGAUGGCCCACUGGCUGUGCCACCGGCGCUUGGCUGUUGCCGGGGAGACGCUGGUGAAGCCCAUGUCGGGCCAGCAGGCCUCGGAGGCCCGUGACGCUCUUGCCAAGCAUGUGUACGGGCAGCUCUUCUCGUGGACUGUCGGACAGCUCAACGCAGCCCUGCGGGCACAGAGAGGAGCGCCCGUGUCCUUUAUUGGGGUUCUUGACAUCUAUGGGUUUGAAACAUUUGACAGGAACAGCUUUGAACAGUUCUGCAUAAAUUAUGCAAAUGAGAAACUGCAGCAGCAGUUCAACCUGCACGUCUUCCAGCUGGAGCAGGAGGAGUACGUGAGGGAGGGGCUCCCCUGGAGCCGCAUCGAGUUCAGCGACAACCAGCCUUGCAUCGCGCUCAUCGAGGGGCCGCUAGGCCUGCUGGAUCUGCUGGAUGAAGAGUGCAGGAUGCCAAAGGGCUCCGAUGAAAGCUGGGCCCGGAAGUUGUACGAUCAACACCUGAACCACCAUCCCAGUCCCCACUUCAGCAAGCCACGCAUGUCCAGCACAGCCUUCAUCGUUUCUCACUUUGCAGACACGGUCCAAUACGAAUGCGUCGGAUUCCUGGACAAAAAUCGGGACACGGUAUUUGAGGAGCCCAUCAACAUCCUGAGAGCCAGUCAGUCUGAGCUCGUAGCGGAGCUGUUUCAGCAGGAUCCAGCAGGAGGCGCGCUGUCGCUCUCAGGGCUGAAUUCCAGCAUUCCCAAUGGGAGCCUGCGCUCCGGAAAGAGAGCUCACCGAGAGCAUAAGCUGACGGUGGGUUUUCAGUUCCGUCAGUCUCUGCAGCUCCUCAUGGACACUCUGAACGCCACAAACCCACACUACGUUCGCUGCAUCAAGCCCAAUGACCUCAAGCAGGCUUUUGUGUUUGAUCCAAAAAGGGCAGUACAACAACUGCGAGCCUGUGGAGUUCUGGAAACGAUUCGCAUCAGCGCAGCCGGAUACCCUUCGAGGUGGACCUAUCCUGAGUUUUUUGAGAGGUACUGGCUCCUGCUGCGUCGGUCGUUGGAGGAGGAAGAUCUGCAGAGCACCUGUCAGAGAGCCCUGGCAGACCUCAUACCAGAGCCAGAUCGAUAUCGCUUCGGAAAGACCAAGGUGUUCUUCCGCGCUGGACAGGUGGCUCUGCUGGAGAGGCUGAGGGCCGAGAGGCUGCGAGGAGCAGCGGUGGUCAUUCAGAGCCGGGUCCGCGGCUGGCUGGCUCGCGUACGGUAUCGGAGGACCUGCUGGGCUGCGCUCACCCUGCAGCGAUACGCCAGAGGAGGACUAGCCAGGAGACUGGCUCACGUGCUGCGCCGCAACCGUGCCGCCGUGCUCCUGCAGAAGACGUUCCGCAUGGUGGUUGUGAGACGGUUGUACGCGCUCAUCCGUGAAGCCGCCGUCACCAUCCAGGCCUUCACCCGAGGGACGCUGGCACGGCGUCGCUACAGGAAGCUUGUGGCGGAACGGGCGGCGGUGAGGCUCCAGGCCGGCGUGCGCGGCUGGCUGGCGCGGCGGACGUACCGCAGGCUGCGGGCGGCGGUGUUGCUGCUCCAGUGCUGCGUGCGGCGGCGGGCGGCACGGAGGGAGUUGCAGAGGCUGCGGGUGGAGGCGCGUUCGGUGGAGCGAUAUCGAGAGCUCAAUAAGGGCAUGGAAGUGAAGCUGAUGCAGCUACAGCUGAGGGCCGACCAGCAGGCUCGGGAGACUGCUGCUCUGAGGGAGGCUCUCCUCACCGAGCGCGAGGCCCACGGUUUGGAGGUGGCCCGCCUGCAGGGGGCGCUUUCCAAAGUGGAGGCACAGCUACGGGAGAAGCCCCCGGUGGCCCCGGUAGAGCUGGAGAGGGACCGGGAGGAGAGACGAAGGGCGGAGGAGAGAGCAGCCCAAGAGAUGUCUCGACUUGCACAGGAGGUGCAGGCCCUGCAGGGACAGAAUCGAGUCCUGGAGGAGGAAAGAACCGCUCUACUCGGCCAUUUACAACAGCAGGAGCGCCUUCAGGAAGAGCAAGUGGCAGUGUGUGUUGCCAAGGCUGCCGAGGGUCUCCAAGGGGACCUGGAGGAGGAGAGGAGACGCUACCAAGGUCUUCUGAGGGACUUCUCCCGUCUGGAGCAGAGAUACGAGAACCUAUGCGAGAUGAACGCCUUGACGGAGCGCUCUCGGGAGCACCGGCGCACGGGCUCGAAUCAAAGCAUGGUCUUGGAGCUGCCCUCCCCAGUGUCACCCGCUGCUUUUGCCUCUUCUCCGUUCGCUGUAUCUGAGGCGGACAAGCAAGUCGGCAUGGCAGCAGGUCCCCGGCUCGCCGACUCCGCCCUGGACGCCCUGAUGGGAGCUGUGGAUGUGCCUACGGAUGCGGCGGAGAAAAUGAGCGGAGAGGAUCUGAGGCACGCCUACGAUGCCGUUCGCGUGGCCAACAAGUUUCUGGAGUCCCAGCUGACGUCCCAGCGCGCCCAGUGGGAGGAGGAGAUGUCUGCGCUGCGGUCGGAGGUCCGACGACCAAGGGAGGUCCUGGUUACCCCGGCAGCCGCCUUAGGCUCAGAGCCACAGGAGUCGCUCGGCUCCCUUCUGAGUGAGAACGUGGACCUGAUGGAGCAGGUGGAAGCUGGGGAGCGGGAGUGUCGCCGACUCCGAAGCGAGCUGAGACACCUGAGAGAGACGGUCACGCUGAGGAGGGCACUCAUGCGCGCAGUGUCCAGCGCCGCUGUAACAUCUGGACACGACGCGCAACCUCCGCAACUAAAGGGCCUGGACGCCACUGGGUUGCUGGAGUGCAGGAAGAAGGACGAGGUGAAACUCAUCAAAAACCUCUUCACAGAGCUGCGGGUCGACUGCGCCCUGUCCCUCACCCCGGGUCUGCCGGCCUGCGUGCUCUUCCUGUGCGUGCGCCAGGCGGACUGCGUCGGGGACCGGGAUCGGGCACGCUCCCUCUGCAUUGCUGCUGUCGGCGGCAUUAAGGGGGCGCUCAAGAAACACUCUAACGAUGUGGACGUGACGGCCCUCUGGCUGAAGAAUACGUGUGUGCUGAAGGACCUGCUGACCCAGCACUCCACGUUGCAGGACACUGGCAAUGUGCCAGCAGAUGUGAUGCCAUUGUCCUCAGAUCUGAGUGACCAGCAGCGUUCCCUCAGUGACCUGUCCAUCCAGGCCUACCAGCAGCUCCUGUCUGUCACCGAGGGACGCCUGCAGCCUGUUAUCGUGCCUGCUCUCUUGGAGAGCGAGACCAUUCCUGGCCUGACGGGCUUCGGAGGUAAGCUCUCUCGCAAAAGGGCGGGGUCUGACACCAAGCCCGGUGGUGCCACUGAGCCUGUCACCAUGGCAACCGUGCUGAGGGAGCUGGGGGCCUUGCACACGGCAAUGUCCCGCCAGGCGCUACCGCCCACCCUGCUGGAGCAGGCUUUCCAUCAGCUCACGUACCUGCUGGCUUCUACCGCCCUCAACAACCUACUGCUGCGCAAGGAUAUGUGCUGCUGGAGCCGUGGCCUGCAGAUCAGGUACAACGUGAGCGUGCUGGAGGAGUGGCUCCGGAGCAGAGGGCUGCAGACAGCGGACACCCUGGCCUCCUUGGAGCCGCUGAUCCAGGCUGCUCAGCUGCUGCAAGUGAGCAAGAAAUCGGAUGCGGACGCAGAGGCCCUUGUUCAAACCUGCACCGUACUCUCCAACCAGCAGAUUGUCAAGGUUUUAACCCUCUACACCCCUCACAGUGACUUCGAGGAGAGGGUGACACUAAAUUUCAUCCGUACGGUCCAGCGCCUUCUGAAAGAGCGUGCUGAUGGACAGCCUCGCCAACUGCUGCUGGACGUGCAUCGCUUCUUCCCCGUCACCUUCUCUUACCAGCCCCCUCCUCUGCUGCGGGCAGAUCAACUGACCAUCCCGGACUCUCUGAAGGUCUCCUUCCUCCGCAGGGUCUGAGCUGGGGGGCACAACUGGGCUUUGUGGGGAAAAUGCCUUUUGAAGGAGUUGUUGCUCAAUGAGCAGCCCUUAGCCUGUGUGGGGUCUGCGGGGGGGGAACAGGGCCACAAUUGCACCACAACUUGCACGUUUUGGACAGCAUGUUAGAGCACGGUAGUUUCUCUUGGUAUGGAUGUUCAUAUUUGCAAGGAUAAAAUAAAGAAUUUGA
Scleropages formosus (Asian bonytongue) is the source of this 5393-nucleotide messenger RNA. RefSeq names its product unconventional myosin-Vb. Gene Ontology annotation, cellular component: membrane; myosin complex; cytoplasm. The record is from RefSeq and is a predicted model, not a curated record. The coding region runs from base 41 to 5185 and encodes 1714 amino acids. Gene Ontology annotation, molecular function: microfilament motor activity; ATP binding; actin filament binding. The transcript is spliced from 35 exons. Gene Ontology annotation, biological process: actin filament organization. NCBI's taxonomy places the organism in Eukaryota, Metazoa, Chordata, Actinopteri, Osteoglossiformes, Osteoglossidae.